ACUCUCUCCAUCACUUGUGGUGACAAGUAAGUAGUAGCUCUCAUCAUGAAGACUAUUGUUCUUUCUGUUCUUGUUGUAGCGGUGGCUGCUCUCGCUCAGGCUGGACCUGUUCAGGACAAAGGCGCAGCAAACGAUGCGCCGACUCUGCUCGCCAACGAACUGACGGGAAACAAAGAGCGGUGCUUCGACGUGGCCGUGACCUACUUCAAGGAUUCAGUGCUAGACGUCGUCUACCAGAAGUGCAGCACAGUCUCUCCAAUCGUCCUCCCGGUAUGCAUCAUCCGUGAAGUAGGACUCGGCUUUAAAGUAGCCAAGUAUGUCUACGAUGUCUGCCUAUACCAACGCUGAGUAAAUAAGUCGCCUUGAAAGUAUAGGUGGUGGCAUUCUUAAGUACGCUACGUCAGAACUAUGGAAUUAUUUUAUUUUCGUUUUUCUUGGUGAAAACUCUUGCGCCAUGUGAAGAUUCAGUCCCUGUUAAACUGUCACCAACUGCAGACAAUAC
Messenger RNA from Frankliniella occidentalis (western flower thrips), 502 nucleotides. RefSeq lists its product as uncharacterized. Bases 46 to 348 code for a protein of 100 amino acids. The record is from RefSeq and is a predicted model, not a curated record. NCBI's taxonomy places the organism in Eukaryota, Metazoa, Arthropoda, Insecta, Thysanoptera, Thripidae. The transcript is spliced from 3 exons.